AUGCCAGCUUCUUCAGAGAGUCCCAUACCAUCUGGGUGUAACGUGUUUAUAUCAUGUCCAGAGAGCCUGAUGAUCAUUGAAUUUGUUUUUGGUGGCCUAGUUUGGAUCCUUGUGGCUUCUUCUAAAAUUCCGUUUCCACCAUACCAAGCCUGGUUGAUGUUUGUAUCGGUCUUCUGCUUUGUUAUAACUACUUGUCUGUUCAUGUUCUACAUGUGCAGAGUUCAGGGCUGUUUAUUCUCAUUGACUGGACUGGAUGUCUUCUACCACUUUUUUGCAGCUAUGUUAUAUUUAAGUGCUGCAAUCAUGGAAGUUAGAGACACACAUACUAUUUUUGCUGUGCCCAAUUCUGAACUGUACAAAUUCAACAUUUCUGCUUCAGUGUUUGCAUUUCUGGCUACCUUUCUAUACACAGUACAUGCGAUAGUAUCGAUCCGUAGAUGGAAAUCUGCUUCAUGA
Rhincodon typus (whale shark) is the source of this 456-nucleotide messenger RNA. RefSeq names its product myelin and lymphocyte protein-like. Gene Ontology annotation, cellular component: membrane. Gene Ontology annotation, biological process: myelination. Gene Ontology annotation, molecular function: structural constituent of myelin sheath. NCBI's taxonomy places the organism in Eukaryota, Metazoa, Chordata, Chondrichthyes, Orectolobiformes, Rhincodontidae. The coding region runs from base 1 to 456 and encodes 151 amino acids. The transcript is spliced from 4 exons. The record is from RefSeq and is a predicted model, not a curated record.